Molecule: messenger RNA, 2892 nt
Organism: Gadus chalcogrammus (walleye pollock)
Lineage: Eukaryota; Metazoa; Chordata; Actinopteri; Gadiformes; Gadidae
Product: heterogeneous nuclear ribonucleoprotein A/B-like
Exons: 9
Coding region: 128-1288 (386 amino acids)
Biological process (GO): regulation of gene expression
Cellular component (GO): nucleoplasm
Molecular function (GO): RNA binding
Source: RefSeq, a predicted model, not a curated record
AACGUCUUGUCGUUCGCGCUCACAUCCGGUGAUAUAUAUUUCGCCACGAGUUAGCGGCGAAUUCGGAGUGUCCAUCUUGAGAAGCAAGUCACCGUCUCCUCGUCUCUGAACCCCCCCAUCCAUCACAAUGAGCGACACCGAAAAUCAGUUUAUGGAGACUUCCGAGCAGAAUGGCAACGAGGGAGAGGAGGAGCAGAACGGAGCCGACCAAGAGGAGUUUGCUGUCAAAGAAGAAGAAGAAGAAGCAGAAGGCGAAGUAGAAGGAGACGUAGAAGCAGAGGUAGAAGGAGACGUAGAAGCAGAACCAGAAGCAGCAGCAGCAGAAGCAGCAGCAGAAGGAGGCGAAGGCGACGUAGAGGCAGAAGGAGAAGGCGAGGGAGAUGCUGAGGCCGAAGUAACGCCGGAGGAAGCCGGAGACGGUGGAAAAAUCAACGCUAGCAAAGGAGAAGAUGAUGCAGGUAAAAUGUUCGUGGGCGGCCUGAGCUGGGACACCAGUAAAAAGGACCUGAAGGACUACUUCUCGAAGUUCGGCGAGGUCUCGGACUGCACCAUUAAGAUGGACGCCAGCACGGGCCGAUCCCGCGGCUUCGGAUUCGUCCUUUUUAAAGACUCCUCCAGCGUGGACAAGGUCCUAGAGCAGAGCGAACACAGACUGGACGGACGUCAAAUCGACCCCAAGAGGGCCAUGGCGAUGAAGAAGGAGCCUGCAAAGAAGAUCUUUGUUGGAGGGCUGAAUCCUGAGGCCACAGAAGAAACCAUCAGGGAAUACUUUGGAACUUUUGGAGAGAUUGAGACCAUUGAGCUGCCAGUUGAGCCCAAGAUGAAGAAGAGGCGGGGGUUCAUCUUCAUCACAUACAAAGACGAGGCCAGCGUCAAGAAGUGUCUUGAGAAUAAAUUCCACACGGUCGAAGGCAGCAAGUGUGAGUUGAAGAUCGCCCAGCCCAAAGACGUGUACCAGCAGCAGCAGUACGGGGGUGGCCGAGGGGGCGGCUACAGCGGAGGUGGUGGUCGUGGUGGCAGGUGGCGCGGCGGUGGAGGAGGAGGAGGAGGUGGCGGUGGAGCCCAGAGCCAAGGCUGGAACCAAGGCUAUGGUAACUAUUGGAACCAGGGCUACGGUUCCCAGGGCGGUUACGGAGGCUAUGGUGGAUACGGAGGCUACGACUAUGGCUCAGGCUACUAUGGUGGAUAUGGCGGCGGCGGCGGCGCUUAUGAUUACAACCAGGGCAGUGCCAGCUUUGGGAAAACUCCAAGACGGGGAGGCCACCAGACUAGCUACAAGCCAUACUGAUCACAUUGUAGUGCAAGUGCUCAAGUGAUCCAGUGUAAGAUUGGACUUAUGGUAGCCUGGCGGGGACACAAGACUCCACUCAACUUUUAUGGCAGACGACCAUUUUGUACAGAAACCAUCAGAAUAAAAUGUAACUUUUUCCAAUUUUUUUUUACCCGGUCAUGUUUUGUUUUUCCCGUAGUUUUCUUUUUUUUUUCCCACAUUUCCACAACUGGAAGUGUUAUUUUUACCGUACUUUUUGGUACCUUUUGAUUCUAAUGUAUUGUAAGGGUUGUAUUUUACAUGUCUGCUGACUUUACAGAACAAAACAUUGAUGCUGUAAAGGAGCUUUUGUUUUGUUUUUGAAGAAAAAAUAAACAUUUUUCAGUAAUUUUUUUUCCCCCUGUUCUGGUGCUUCCAGACUCUUGAGCCAAGUCUUAAGUUCACCUGGAAGGGCACAAGGUCAAGUGGGUGUCCUCUGCAGUAGGGUCUAGUUACUGAGGUUUAAAGUGGCCAUGGUUACCAAAUCAACAAAACAAUUAUGAUAUAACUAAAUUCCAAUGAACAAAAAAAUUCUUUUUAAAUUCAAAAUGUUAACGAUCUUUCUCCCCCUUUACCACAUGGCCGAUGUUGGAAUAUGAUAAUUCAAUGUAAAUAGACUUGUAUCUGCGAAAGGGAAUGCUUGCCUCUUUUGUGUCCUCGUCAACCGGUGCGCACCUUUCUGGAUGUUUUAAAGGGCAGUGUCUUCAGAUAUGACUAAUGCGGAGAAGGGCUUGCUGAUAUGGACUGCUGUCUGGAAGGGGGAGGGGGUUCUUUUCGCUUCUGUGUUGACUUAAUUUGUGUGGUAUGCCUAUGUUUUAAGUGAUAGCUCUGGAAUUAGAUGUCUUCAAAGUUUGUUUAUAGGACCAGGCCCUCUGGGGUCUACACAAACUAGUGUAUUUGGCAGUUUGUUAGUAAUAAAAAAACCUUUGGUUUAAGUGUCUUCUAAUGCUUAAAGUUACUGUUAAUGAUAAUGCACAUUGUAACCGGAAACCACUUUGUUCCCGACUUAUUUCACUGUCAACUUUGGUUGCCAUUUAUUGUUCAAGUCUCAAAGAUGACUGCUAAUCCAAGCUUGGGUUGAAAAACUAGUCUCAUCGUUUGGGGAAAGUUAUGACUUGAGUGGUAAUUGUUCAAUGUGGUUUAUGCAGCAGAGACGCAAAGUAAACGUGCUUGCGUUUGGCAAGUGGUUCAAAAAGUAUCUCGGAGCACAGGUAAGAAUUGUUAUGGAAGUGGAAGUAGUGGUAAAUAAACCACGCCUACGGGUUAAUUAACCCGUAAAUAAUUAAUUACGUAAUUUGUCAAGGCUUGAGAAAACUGCUACCAAUGGCCGGGAGUGGCUCUAAUCAAAAUGGGGGUCUUAAGGAUAUGGUCAUGGACUGGGAGGACAACGGGCAGUGACUAUCCUGGUCUUUUUGUCUCAACGUUGUACUGCAGCCGGUGGUACAACGAAGAGGUCAAGAAGAACCCUGGUUUCCCUUGCAUAUAAUCCACAGCCGACAUUGGUUGGACCGAUUGUAUGGGUUCCAGGCUUUAAACUGACGAUUUUAAGGAAAAUGAAUGGGAAAUGGAUCCGGAACCAGAGC